This is a messenger RNA of Chlorella variabilis, 657 nucleotides long. RefSeq lists its product as hypothetical. The coding region runs from base 1 to 657 and encodes 218 amino acids. Gene Ontology annotation, biological process: tetrahydrobiopterin biosynthetic process. The transcript is spliced from 8 exons. The record is from RefSeq and is a predicted model, not a curated record. Gene Ontology annotation, molecular function: 4-alpha-hydroxytetrahydrobiopterin dehydratase activity. Lineage: Eukaryota; Viridiplantae; Chlorophyta; Trebouxiophyceae; Chlorellales; Chlorellaceae.
AUGCAACUUGCGGCGGGACCUGCACGGCUGAGCCAGCAACUGGGCGUGCUCAAGAAGGUCGGCGCGGCGGCGCAGCGGCGUGGGAUCGCCGCGCGGCGCGGCACCCUGCAGGUGUGCGCGGGCGUGGACCCCCACGUGGAGCGCUCGCUGAUGGGAGAGAACUUUGGCGCGCGCGACCCCACCGCCGGAGAGAUUGGCAGCAACUUUGGCGACAAGGUGCUGGGCAACUACGACACCGAGCACGUCAUCAAGCCUCCCGAGGCCAUGGCGGAGAUCAUGGGCCUCAAGGCCAAGAAGUGCGUGCCGUGCGAGGGCGGCGCGCAGCCGCUGCCCGAGACGGAGGUCAACCGCCUCGCCAAGCAGUGCCCCGGCUGGCGGGUGGUGAAGAACCGGGAGGGGGUGGACUGCAUCAGCCAUGAGUGGAAAGUGCGCAACUUCAACGCCGGGCUGGACCUGUUCCAGAGGAUAGCGGUGGUUGCGGAGGAGCAGGGCCACCACCCCGACCUCCACCUCACCGACUACCGGACUGUUACUGCGGAGAUGACAACGCACGCCGCCAAGGGCCUCACUGAGAACGAUUUCAUCAUGGCGGCCAAGAUCAAUGACAUCGAUGUCGCCGACCUGCUGCCCAAGCGCAAGCCCAAGUUCUGGGCGUGA